UUAUGACAUCAGCAUCCAAAGGAAUUCUCCGCCCAUUUUUAAUUGUCUGCAUUAUCCUGGGCUGCUUCAUGGCAUGUCUGCUCAUUUACGUCAAACCCACCAACAACUGGAUCUUCAGUCCAAUGGAGUCGGCCAGCUCAGUGUUGAAAAUGAAAAACUUCUUCUCCACCAAAACUGAUUAUUUUAAUGAAACUACUAUCCUGAUUUGGGUGUGGCCAUUUGGGCAGACCUUUGACCUUACAUCUUGCCAAGCAAUGUUCAACAUCCAAGGAUGCCAUCUCACAACAGACCGUUCUCUAUACAACAAAUCUCAUGCAGUUCUGAUCCAUCACCGAGACAUCAGUUGGGAUCUGACUAACUUACCACAGCAGGCUAGGCCACCCUUCCAGAAAUGGAUUUGGAUGAAUUUGGAAUCACCAACUCACACGCCCCAAAAGAGUGGCAUCGAACACCUGUUCAACUUGACUCUGACUUACCGCCGUGACUCAGAUAUCCAAGUGCCUUACGGCUUCUUGACGGUGAGCACAAACCCCUUCAUGUUUGAAGUGCCAAGCAAAGAGAAGUUAGUGUGCUGGGUUGUAAGUAACUGGAACCCUGAGCAUGCGAGGGUCAAGUAUUACAAUGAGCUAAGCAAAAGCAUUGAAAUCCAUACCUAUGGGCAAGCAUUUGGAGAGUAUGUGAAUGAUAAAAAUUUGAUUCCUACCAUAUCUACUUGCAAAUUUUAUCUUUCUUUUGAAAACUCAAUCCACAAAGAUUACAUCACAGAAAAGCUCUACAAUGCUUUUCUAGCUGGCUCUGUACCUGUUGUUCUGGGGCCAUCUAGGGAAAAUUAUGAGAAUUAUAUUCCAGCAGAUUCAUUCAUUCAUGUGGAAGAUUAUAACUCUCCCAGUGAGCUAGCCAAGUAUCUGAAAGAAGUUGACAAAAACAAUAAGUUAUACCUUAGUUACUUUAACUGGAGGAAGGAUUUCACGGUGAAUCUUCCACGAUUUUGGGAAUCACAUGCAUGCUUGGCUUGUGAUCACGUGAAAAGGCAUCAAGAAUAUAAAUCUGUUGGUAAUUUAGAGAAGUGGUUUUGGAAUUAAAGUUUUCCAUUAUUUGCACACUUGGAAAAAUUAUUUUGGUGAGCUAUCAUCCAAGUUUUGAGGAUAAGAAGAGAGACAACAUUCUGCUUUUGUGUCACUAUUUUUAUCACUCUCUCUUGGGUGACAUGUAUAUUUUGAUGGAGAUUUCUGAGAGCUCAGCAUUAGCAAUCACUCCCUUUGGUUUUAAAUUAUCCUGUAUAUACCCAAUUAUGUGCACUGAAAAUUAAUUUAUUCUUUGCUACCAUUUGUAAACAUUGUUUUUCACAUUUUGUAGUUGUUGGUAGUGUAAGUUUGUGAUAUGAUUGUUGUUUCUACAUUGAUCAGCUGUUUAAGCUAUUUGGGAAUGAAGAUGCACAUCUUAAAAUAUGAAAUAUUUUCACUAAGUAUUAUAAUCUCUAGUUCCAAGUUUGCAUAAUGUAACAAAGGAAAAGCAUUUGUAAUUGAGUUCUAAACCUCUUUGACUUCAAAGUGAACAAAGUGUGUAACUGUCUCUAUUUGAUCUACUUUUUACCUGUUCACCACAUUUUUUGUGAAGGGAGAAUUAUUCAUGCAGUGAAUAAGAAAGAUAGUGAAGCAGAACUGUUUUAUUCAGGAAGCUAUUAGACUUUUCAUUUAUUUUCAUUAAGCUGACUUGCAAAUGCAGCCAGCCACUUGUUCUCACAAUCUUAAGUUAAAUUAUUCAAGUAUUUUUAAAUAUCCAAUUUUGGGGGAUUUGUAGAACCUGGAAAAUAAUUCUGACAACACUUAAUAUCUAGGAUAGUUCCCUUCCCAGUCCUUACACUUAUAAUAAAGCAAAUAAUUUCCUCAAAUAACAAAGGAAAAGAAUGUGUAUAGAUACAAAUCAUAUUUAUAAGUGGUACAUUUAUGUACAAUUUUGAAUAUUUUAAAAUAUUUUUUCCAAGCCCUGAUAUUUAAAAGUUUCAUUUUACCAUGUGGACAAAUAAAUAGACAAAACAUUUUAGAGGUUUGCCCUGUCAUUUAAAAGAACCUAAAUAAAACUAUCAUUAAGGUGUUAUAUAUAAGAUAUUAAACAUAAUAAAGUGAAGAGAAAACACACAAUGCUAACCCAGAGUAAGAUCUCAAUGCACAUUUAUUGAAUGAAUAAAUGAAUGUCAUUGAAAAUCAUGGGAAAAUUUUUGUUUGUUUCAAUAAAGUGACAGUUCUAGCAUAGAAAUAUGAACUGGAAUGAUAUUUUAUAUUUCAUUUUCAUAAUUAUUCAUAUAUAGCACAUGUGACCAUGGCCCUCAGGGCUUUACAGAACCAAAAUAAACUUGUCAUUACA
Molecule: messenger RNA, 2364 nt
Organism: Odobenus rosmarus divergens (Pacific walrus)
Lineage: Eukaryota; Metazoa; Chordata; Mammalia; Carnivora; Odobenidae
Gene: FUT9
Product: alpha-(1,3)-fucosyltransferase-like
Exons: 1
Coding region: 3-1082 (359 amino acids)
Cellular component (GO): membrane
Molecular function (GO): alpha-(1->3)-fucosyltransferase activity
Source: RefSeq, a predicted model, not a curated record